AUGUCCGACCCGCAAAGACUAGUCACGCACUGCGGCAACGAAAUCCGCCAGCUCGUCAACACCGAGAAGCUCCUGCGUGUCGCUAUGACCGACCUCAGAGCGAGCGCCAUGCGCUCAGACAGCUUCACACAGCGACAGGACGAAACAGAGUGGUCCAAAGUCGACAAGCUCAACGGGAAGAUUCAGGAAGAAGCCCACCAGGCUGCUGUGCAGCUUUCGUCAGCUAUCGACAUCUACCUCACCAUGCACGAUGAAGUCUCAGCCGAAGAGGUCGGCGAUCUGAUUGUCGAACUUGACGCUCUCAAGACGGAGCUGAACGGAUACCGGCUUGACCAGCAUGAUUCGCUCAGGAUCAUGAUUGCUCAUGCCUCACAGGUGGGAAAACAGCACGCCGAGGCUGUCCAGGAGCGCUUCGCAUUAGUAUCACAAAAGGUCGAGCACGCCAAUGCCGAGGUAUCAGCUCUUCAGAAGCAGUUGCAAGAUGACACGAAGAAGAAAUCAACCACUCGCGACCGCAGUGACAGCCGCUCCUCCGAGGAGCGUGAGAUCCGCCUGGUGCAAGACAAACUGGUCGAUGCCCAGAAGCGUCUCAAUGCUGCCCAGACUGCUGUGCGGAUUUACGACGGGAUAGACUGGGAGACGGCGACUACUCGCUUUAGUACGGUCCUGCGCUACCUAGAGAAAGAGCGGAAGGAAAUGAGCGCCCUACCCGAGCUCCGAAAGCAGCUGCUGAACGAGGUUGAUGCGUACCUGCUGGCUGCAGAGAGCUUCAAAGCCUAUCCAGGCGCGUCGAGACAUACUGCACUUCAGAACAUGCGACAGCGCCUGCUCUCGACGGCGCCAGCAUGGAGGGUGGUGGAGGAAUUGCUCGCUACCGGAUACGCCAAAGGUCACCUGUAG
Trametes versicolor FP-101664 SS1 is the source of this 900-nucleotide messenger RNA. RefSeq lists its product as uncharacterized. Lineage: Eukaryota; Fungi; Basidiomycota; Agaricomycetes; Polyporales; Polyporaceae. Bases 1 to 900 code for a protein of 299 amino acids. The transcript is spliced from 9 exons. The record is from RefSeq and is a predicted model, not a curated record.